AUGUCCGAUAUUCCAUUAUCUCUUCAAGGACUCCUUGGUGUUGCCAUGGACAAAACUCAACCUCAAGUUGAGACCAUUCUCGCAACCCUCAAGCCAGACAUUGUCUUCUUUGAUUUUGCAACAUGGCUUCCAGCAAUAACUCGUCCACUAGGCGCCAAGUCAAUCUGCUUCUCAGUGAUAAACGCAGCCACGUAUGCUCUAUUCUUGGUUCCAGCUCGAAAAAUGGCUCCGGACAUGAACCUGGAAGAGCCGUUGCAGCCACCGCCUGGCCACCCAUCUUCAAAUGUGGUCAUAAGAGCCAAAGACGCCCCUUAUAUUGCUCCCGCAAACAGCGUCAGUCCAAUAUUGUCUAUUUUCAAGCGGGUAACUGGUUGCUUCCAAGAAUGCGAUGCAAUUGCCUUUAGAUCAUGUCAAGAAAUGGAGAGAGUUUAUUUUGAUUAUGUUUCACAACAAUACUCAAAGCCCGUGCUGUUAAUGAGGCAUUUGUUGCCUAAAACAUCAGCUUCACAGCUUGAAGAGAAAUACGAUAAGUGGCUAAACAAGUUUAAACCAGGUUCCAUUGUGUAUUGUGCAUUUGGCUGCCAAAUUACACUCGAUUUAAAGCAAUUGCAAGAGCUGGUUUUGGGGUUUGAGUUGAGGGGGCUUCCAUUUUUGGUGGCUCUAAAGCCACCGGAAGGAUUUUCAACCAUCGAAGAAGCUUUACCUGAGGGGUUUGAAUAG
Pistacia vera is the source of this 720-nucleotide messenger RNA. RefSeq names its product anthocyanidin 3-O-glucoside 2'''-O-xylosyltransferase-like. The coding region runs from base 1 to 720 and encodes 239 amino acids. NCBI's taxonomy places the organism in Eukaryota, Viridiplantae, Streptophyta, Magnoliopsida, Sapindales, Anacardiaceae. The record is from RefSeq and is a predicted model, not a curated record. The transcript has a single exon.